Messenger RNA from Nannochloropsis gaditana CCMP526, 1578 nucleotides. RefSeq names its product transducin wd40 domain-containing protein. The transcript is spliced from 4 exons. Gene Ontology annotation, molecular function: protein binding. Gene Ontology annotation, cellular component: nucleus; CAF-1 complex. The coding region runs from base 1 to 1578 and encodes 525 amino acids. The record is from RefSeq and is a predicted model, not a curated record. Gene Ontology annotation, biological process: DNA replication-dependent chromatin assembly; nucleosome assembly.
AUGAAAAUAACAACACCACAGAUUACAUGGCAUGGAGGCGAGGCUGGUAAGAAUGAUCCAGUGUUGAGUGCGGAUGUACAUCCCUGCGGUGUUCUGGCCACGGGGGGGGCAGACGCGGAGGUGCGGCUUUGGCUUCUCCACCUGGACGAGAACGAGGAGAGCAAAUUUCAAGACUACCUCUACAAUUUCGAAAACCACCAACGCUCCGUCAACAGCGUGCGCUUCUCGCCGGAUGGACGCGCGCUCGCGACUGCAAGUGACGGGGGCGUGAUCUUCGUCUACCUCCUUCCCCCCGGGCGCCCCACCCGCUUUUGGCGACGGCCCAUGUGCCAGCGGAUGGUCCUCUGCCGCCUGGUUCGGACCACGCAGUCCGACAUCUACGACCUAGCCUGGUCCCCGUCCUCCCGGGAGCUCUGCAGCGUCUCGGUGGACAGCAAGGUGGCGGUGUGGGACGUGACGGGCGAGAAGAGCCCCUUGCUUUCCACCUUCACCAGUCACAGCAACUAUGUCCAGGGCGCCUGCUGGGACCCGGCGGACGAAUUUUUGGUCUCUCAGAGCAACGAUCGGAGCUGCAGGGUGUACGUGAGGAAGGAGUUGAGGGGAGGGAAGAAGAAGCGGAAAAAGAAGAAAGGGGAGGAGGGGGGGAAGGAAGGGAAGGAGGAGGCAGCGCCGCCCACCGAGUGGGUGGAGCAGGGACUGCUGCGUCUCGCCUGCCGUGAGGAAGGUGGUGGGGAGGAGGAAGAGGAAGCGGGGCGGGAGAUGAGCAAGCUGGUUCCGGUUGCGUCCUCGACGCCAGUGGUGCCGGUGGAGAGAAAAGCCGGUCAGGGACAUCGGGGAGGGAGGCAUGGAGGAGGAAAGAGGGAAGACCACGUCGCUGGCGAGCACGCGCCGGCUCUGAAGCAGGCGGGAACACCCGUGGGCAAGGAGGGAGAGGAAAAAAAGCCAGAAGAGACGGGGGCGGUGGAGACGGAGCUCUCAGGGGUCGGUCAGGAGGGAGAUGAAGGGAGGCAGGGCAGGAUGGAGGGCGAGGUGAAAGAGCAGGGCGAGGAGGGGCCCCGUCCUGGCCAAGGCGGCAAACCCGCGUCCAAACGUACCCCUCGCCUCCACCUUUUUGCGGACGAGACCGUCCCGUCCUUCUUCCGCCGACCUGCCUGGUCCCCGGACGGCUGCCUCCUCCUCACGCCCACGGGACUUCUCCCUCCCUCGGGGCACAGGGGCGGGCCCGAAGGAGACAACAAAGCCGGCGGCGACAGUGCCCACACGCGUUUUUCCACGCACGUGUACGUGCGGGGGGCGUUCGCAAAGCCUGUGCUCGAGCUGCCUCACCCGGGCGGAAAGGCUUCUGUCGUCACAGAGCCCUCCCCCGAUCCCCCUCCCUCUUUGACGAACCUGCCUUACCGGAUGGUCUUCGCGGUCUUGACCGUGGGCGGUAUUUAUGUGUACGACACCCAGCACCAUUUCCCUCUGGCAGUGGUGAAGAACUCGCACUACGCCCCCUUGACCGAUGCAGCCUGGGUCAAUGACGGCUCCGCCCUGGUCGUUACCUCCAUGGACGGAUACGUGACGGUGGGGAGCUAG